This is a messenger RNA of Apis florea (little honeybee), 3293 nucleotides long. RefSeq lists its product as uncharacterized. Lineage: Eukaryota; Metazoa; Arthropoda; Insecta; Hymenoptera; Apidae. The record is from RefSeq and is a predicted model, not a curated record. Gene Ontology annotation, cellular component: clathrin coat of trans-Golgi network vesicle. Gene Ontology annotation, molecular function: protein binding.
AUCUUAAGCUCGAAAUUUAAAUAAACUUCAUCACACUUGUCGCGAAUCUACCUUUGUAACAGAACAUCGUCCAGUAGUGAUCCAGUGACACCUGAAUUAAGUUAUUUGCCACGCAAUUGUCUCAUUUUGUCUCGAAUUAAUAAUUUUGAUUGUAUCAAAAAUCAUAAUAACCAAGAAAUCGGAUUAUUCUUCGUAUAUUUUUUGCAAUGGAAACUAUCAACAAGAAAUGUAACACUAGUGACAUGUGCAAAUAUUAAAUAAAUCGAAUAAAUGAGUAAAAUGUUUAUGAUAUCAACUUUAAUGUAUGUACCAGGGUAAUAAACUAAAGGAUGAAAUUAUUUUGCUCGACGAGUUCACAUAAUUUAAACUCGUCAUAGCAAAAACUCGGUUAAACAUUGUUUAUUGAUAAUGAACAAAACUCAUAUGGAUAAAAGACUGAAUCAGUUGCCAACUUGGCUGUGGACUAAUUCCACUACUUUACCACCAAUCUAUAAAAUGGUAUGGGAAGCAGUACGGGAAGAUAAUGUCAGAACAAAUGGAAUACAAACCGAACUAUUGGUUGAUACUAACAAAGUCUUUCCUUUAUUGCUCACUAGUCAGCUCCCCACAGAAGUUCUUGGACAUAUAUGGAAUUUGGCAAAUCAAAAAUAUGCUGGACAACUCACAGAGCAAGAAUUAUAUAUUGUUCUUGCUCUUGUUGCUGCAGCACAAGCUUCUUACACAUUUAAUAAUCUAGAUAUAUUACAUUUACUUCCAUUUCCACCUACUCCAUAUUUAAAUAUAGAAUGUUUAAUGAAUCUGCAGCCUAUAACACAAAUGAAUUCUGCAGCUAAAUUUCAAAAUGAUCAAGAUAAUACUGAAAUUGGAUUUAUUGCCUCAGAUGAAAAAUAUUCUUUAGAAGCUAAAGGAAAAAUGAAAUUACAACAAGCAAUCAUAUCUUCAGAUUUAAAUGUGCAAAUGGCAAACAAUGUACCUGGAAAAAUUUCAUGUUUUGAUAAUAAAUCUUAUGUUUCUUCUACUACAAUAUGGGAUACCAAUAAUAUAUUAAGGGAUACAAAACAAACUUCCCGUCUUCAAUUAGAUUCUAAACCAACAACAGAUUUGUGUGAUGACUUCUCUGAGUUUCAAAGUGCUCCAAUCUCUAAUAUUCCUAACAUUUCCAUUUGGGAUACUAAACAAGGCUCAGCUAUUGGAAGUAGACUUGCAAAUCAUAAUUUAGGUGUUAAGAAACCAAUGGAAAUCAAAAAAAAUAAUAUAAAUGCUAAAUCUGCUCAUGGCACUACUACUAUUCAAACACGUAUUACAUCAGUACCAUUAACUACAAUAUCUCAAAGCAAAGAUCAGUCAACAUUAGAUUGUUUAUCAGAUUUAUUUCCUAAGUGUACAAUAAAAAAUCAAUCUAAAACAGUAAUUCUUAAGGAUACAGUGAUAAGAAAUAAUGAUCCGCCCAAGGACCAUAGUGAAAAUAUAAAAGAUUAUAGAAAUACAGAAAUUGAACAUUUAACUAAUGAUAAAGAUGUUUUGAAUAAGUUAGAAUGGAUUGAUAAGGCUCAAUCAGCAACAUUGGAACCCACUCAGCAGGAUCUUAUGAAUCUCCAACUUGUUGAAGAUAAAUAUAGUGCCUUGCGUGCAUUGAUUCAAGAAACAAGUAUAUCAAUUGAAUCAGAUUCAAACGCAAGUUAUAAUAAUCAAUCAACUGAUGAAUUUGGAGAAUUUGUAUCUGCAGAACAACCUAUUAAUACUCCUGCCAUAAAUGCUUUAGAUACUGACAAUUUUGUUGAUAUUUUUACUGAUUUUGAGUUUAAAUCUACUAACAAUAAUAAUGCAAAUGCAGCAGAUUUCAAUUUUAUGCCAGAUAUUUCUGAAUCAUUUGACAAUCUUAAGCUUGAGGAUAACAUAGAAGAGCGCUCCUUAGAGAUGGGAAAAGCUCUUCAGAAGGAAGAUGCCAUAUCAAUUAAUAGUAUAGAAUUUAUGAAUGGUGCAUCGAAUGCAUUAACUCGAUCAGGAUCUGUGCCUAGUUUAGAUCUUAAGUCUUUCUUACCUUCAAAUACAGAAGAUGAACAAAUAAUGGAUACUACACAUCAGUCAGAAUAUUGGGAAUGGAAGCAAUAUAUGGAAAGCUGUGUGUUAUUGUUACAAAUAGCUGCAAAUAUAUUUACAAAUAUUAAUUCAGAACUUAUAUUGCAUGAAGUUUUAAAUUCAGCACAAGGAUAUAAUUUUCUUUGCAAUUUAGCUGAAGUCGCAGCUGUUUGUAGACGAGUUAAUUUUUCAUAUAAAGAAAUGGAUAUUAAUAUAAUAGGUUUUGAUGAGCUUUUAAUGGACAUUGAUCGAAUUUGGGCAGAAAUGGAACCAUUUUAUGCAAAUAUACCAAUCGUUACGGAAUUGCCCGCUUGGCCUUUACAUCAAGGAGAAGCCAUUUGUUGCUCACUUUGUUUAACGGUUAUUACCAGCGGCAGAGUAGUAUAUAACGAGAAUAAUUAUCACGUUACUUGUGCAAAUCUAUGGCUUAAUUGUGUAAAUAGUAAUUUGCCCGUGAUGCGGCAUCCCGUCUAUUCUCAUUUGAACACAUGUCCAGGUAAUCAUAUUUGAUAUUAAUCUGUAUUAGAGAAAAAAGACAAAAACUUGCGUUCGUAAAUUUUUUAAUGUACACAUAUUAAUUUACUAUAUGAAGAUUGAUAGAAAAUCAAAGUGAAAUAACUUUGUAUUUUAUUAAUAAUUAAAAAAUCAAACAUUAACAUUUUUUAAAAAUUAUCUAACAUAAACGCGAUUUUAAAAAAUCUGGAAAAUUUAUGAUAAGAAAAAAUGAAUUGUAUAUAUUCUUUAAAAAUCGAACAUUUUCAAAAUCAUAUUAACUAGUCCUUUCAAAAAUCUGUACAGAUAUCGAAAAAUUUAGAGGAAAUAUUAAUAUAUUAUAAUCUUUGGAAUUAGAAAGAAAAUAAAAGAAUUGCGAACAAAUUUUAAACAUAGUCAAAAAGAUUGGAAGAAUUUCAAUAGAAUUCUGAAAAUCUGAACAAAAGUUCAUAUCAAUCAAAUCGAAUAUAAUAUUUUCGUGAAGAUCUUAUAAAAUUCUUAGUGCAAAUUACGAGAUAAGUAAUUAGAUUAUUCUAUUAAAUAAUAUUAAAAAAAAAAAAAUAUAGUAGUGAUCUUACAAUUUUCGAAAUUAUCGUUGACUUGUAUCGCGCGGUCUAUACACUAUUCCUCUGCUUUUCAUCUCUCUUAUAACACCUGCUGGCAAUCGACCUGAUACCGAUAUUGCAUAUACACCUUUACAGAAUCGAUCUGAAAAAAAAAAA